Messenger RNA from Zygosaccharomyces rouxii, 1524 nucleotides. It is a transcript of the gene SMF2, whose product is annotated as divalent metal ion transporter SMF2. Gene Ontology annotation, cellular component: plasma membrane. Gene Ontology annotation, biological process: intracellular manganese ion homeostasis; iron ion transport. The coding region runs from base 1 to 1524 and encodes 507 amino acids. The record is from RefSeq and is a predicted model, not a curated record. The transcript has a single exon. Gene Ontology annotation, molecular function: manganese ion transmembrane transporter activity; cadmium ion transmembrane transporter activity. Lineage: Eukaryota; Fungi; Ascomycota; Saccharomycetes; Saccharomycetales; Saccharomycetaceae.
AUGGGUGAUACCGAAACUGAGUUGCUAAGCGAAAGGCAGACGGAUCCAGGGCUGAGAAACAAGUCAUGGGGGAGGGGAAAUAAACUAUUUGGUAUAUUGGCCAAAUAUGCUAGAUUUAUCGGACCAGGGUUGAUGGUCUCUGUUUCUUAUAUGGAUCCUGGUAACUACAGUACCGCAGUAGCUGCAGGAAGUGCUCAUAAAUACAAAUUAUUGUUUUCAGUUCUGGUGGCUAAUUUUAUGGCAGCUUUUUGGCAGUGUUUAUGUGCCAGAUUGGGGGCUGUUACUGGGUUAGAUCUUGCACAGAACUGUAAACGCCAUCUAACACCUCAAUUGAAUGUUGCAUUAUACAUUUUAGCAGAAAUUGCCAUCAUUGCUACAGAUUUAGCAGAAGUUGUAGGGACAGCCAUUUCUUUGAACAUUCUGCUAGAUAUACCAUUGGCGCUCGGCGUGGUACUUACUGUGGUUGACGUUCUUAUUGUUUUAAUGGCUUAUAAACCCAAUGGAUCAUUAAAAUGGAUUAGAUAUUUCGAAUUGUUUGUAUCUUUCCUCGUGUUUGCUACCGUGAUAUGUUUUGGAUUAGAGUUGAUGUAUGCGGAUUUGGGACCUUCAAAAGAUAUUUGGAAAGGAUUUCUGCCGAGCAAAGCCGUUUUUGAAGGUGAUGGGUUGUACCUAUCCCUGGCUAUUCUCGGUGCCACCGUCAUGCCCCAUUCUUUAUAUUUGGGAUCUGGUGUAGUUCAACCAAGACUUAGAGAUUAUGAUAUUACACAUGGCAAUUACAUUCCAGAUAUGAAUGAUGCGGAAAAUAAUCAUGAAAAAUACAGGCCUUCCAUCGAUGCUGUUAAUGAUGCAUUACAAUUUACAAUGGCUGAAUUGUUAGUUUCGUUGUUUACGGUGGCUCUUUUCGUCAAUUGCGCAAUUCUAAUCGUUUCAGGGGCUACACUGUAUGGUAAGACUGAACCUGGAGAAGAAGCAGAUCUGUUUUCCAUUUACAAGCUGCUAUCCACAUCCUUAUCCAAGUCAGCGGGUACAGUUUUUGUGUUGGCGCUAUUGUUUUCGGGCCAAAGUGCCGGUAUCGUCUGUACCUUGAGCGGUCAAAUGGUCAGUGAAGGCUUUUUAAAUUGGACUAUAUCACCUGCUUUACGUAGAAGUGCUACUAGAGCGGUUGCAAUCACUCCUUGUUUAAUUCUAGUCCUAGUCGCUGGUCGUAAUGGAUUGAGUGGAGCUCUUAACGCUUCACAAGUGGUUUUAUCUUUAUUGUUGCCUUUCGUCUCGGCACCAUUAUUAUAUUUUACAAGCAGUUCCAAAAUUAUGCGUGUUAAGUUGCCCAGUCGUUCAGUGGAAAUAGAUGGUGAUAUUCAGCUAAGAGAUUUAAGUCAAGAAGAAUCGGAGGAGGAACCUCAGUACAAGGAUAUGAGCAAUAGCAAGUUCUUCACAAUAAUAGCAGUCAUGAUUUGGCUUAUCGUUUCGGGUCUAAAUUUCUAUAUGUUGGUCAGUUUCGCCCAAGGUCAAGAUGUACAUCUAUAA